Molecule: messenger RNA, 924 nt
Organism: Panicum hallii
Lineage: Eukaryota; Viridiplantae; Streptophyta; Magnoliopsida; Poales; Poaceae
Product: thiosulfate sulfurtransferase 16, chloroplastic-like
Exons: 5
Coding region: 223-675 (150 amino acids)
Molecular function (GO): catalytic activity
Source: RefSeq, a predicted model, not a curated record
UCAGAACCCAGCAUGACCGUGUGCGCUGAUUCUACCGGCCAUACGGUCGCGCACCCUGUUUACACUCUACUUAUACAUUGGAGAUAAGUUCGCGCGGCACAUCCUACCCGAUUGUUACCAGUGACCACUGAAUCAAUCAGUCCUCUGCACUCUGCUCGUCGCAACUAAGCGCCCCUGUUUCUUCCUCUCGCCUGUUUGUUCUUCCCGUUCCAGCCUUCCAGGAUGAGGGCGGCCAUCGCGCUCACGAUCUGCGCUCUGUCCGCGCUGCUGGCCGCGGCGCGCGGAUCGGAGAAGCCGGCGACCGCGGCGGUGGCGGCCGUGGGCGUGGCGGCGGCCGGCGACCUCCUCCGCUCGGGCGGCCACCGCUACCUGGACGUCAGAACAGAGGAGGAAUUCAGGGACGGGCAUGUGAAGGAUUCCCUUAACGUACCCUACGUUUUCUUCACCUCACAAGGAAGGGAGAAGAACCCCCAGUUCAUUGAGCAGGUUGCGGCACAUUUCGACAAGCAGGACAACAUAGUUGUGGGCUGCAAAAGCGGAGUAAGGUCUGAACUAGCGUGUUUUGAUCUUAUGGCAGCUGGAUUUGAAAAUGUGAAUAACAUGGAAGGUGGUUACGACGCAUGGGUGGAAAAUGACCUUGCUGUGAAGAAACCUCAAGCACAAGACGAACUAUAGCUGCUGCUAUUCUCCAGUAGUCCAGUUGUUCUUUUGCUUGAUGUGUAUUGUUACUAUUGUAUGGUGGAUAAGUUAACGGUAGGUUUAAUUGAACAAAACAUAUAUAAACUUCUGUGAACAUUUAAAUCGUGAAGAAACCUUCUUAACAGAUGCCAUAAAGGAUGUAAAAAGAACAUGCUCCUUUAUAAACAAGGUGCGAAUGAAUGAAAGUGGUUACAGCGUGAUAGCUAGACCUGAAGCUUUGCUACA